Messenger RNA from Mesitornis unicolor (brown roatelo), 750 nucleotides. RefSeq names its product transmembrane protein 69 (gene TMEM69). The record is from RefSeq and is a predicted model, not a curated record. The annotation marks the transcript as partial. The transcript is spliced from 2 exons. NCBI's taxonomy places the organism in Eukaryota, Metazoa, Chordata, Aves, Mesitornithiformes, Mesitornithidae.
GGCCUCGAUAAAGCAAAUAUGUUUCUUCUCAUACAGCGAUGCCACUUCCAUGCACCUUUCAAAAGUGAGACAACUUGCUCUUCUCUCAGCCUCCGUCUGCAGAGAGAUGUGUGUCUUCUCUCAAGAUUUCCAAGCCUCAACACAGCACCAGUAUAUGCAACCAAGCUGCAGGCUUUUCACACCUCUCUCCCCUUCUUCAAGAAGAAAACCCCCAAAGAAUCUGAGACCAAAGAACCAGGUGUCUUGGAACGAAGUAUGAAAGCACUGAAGGAUUCUCCAAAGCCAGCUCUUUACUUAAGCCUUGCAGGGCUGAUUCCAUUUGUUUCCGUGCCACUGUCAAUGGCAAUCCAAGGGACCUACUCCCCAGAGCUCGCCUUUGCUCAGAUUACAUACGGUGCAGUAACAGUCUCUUUCCUAGGAGGAAUGAGGUGGGGGUUUGCUCUCCCAGAAAACAGCCCUGCCAAGCCAGACUGGCUGAACCUGGCCAACAGUACAGUUCUUCCUAUACUUGCCUGGCAAGCCUUCGUUUAUGAAGAUAUCACUCAUGGUGCAAUAAUGCUAGUGAUAGCCUUAGGGAUAGCACUACAUUAUGAUGUAUCCCUUCUUCCUACUUACCCUAGGUGGUUUAAAGUACUCCGGGUACUGGGAACAGUGGUGAUGGUAUUUUCACUAUUAGCUACUGCAGCAUUGAAGACUAUUUCAGAGGAGCAGCUAAGUAAGAGCACAAAUAAAUGGCAGAACACAAAAUAA